GGAAGAGCUGGAGCGGUGGAUGGCGCUUGUGAGGCAGUGUCGGGCGGAGAGGCUCGUCUGCAGUCAUGUCUAUGGAUGUGGAGCACUCGCGGCGCAGGAGGUACACACAUGACACCUUCGACUUCCCACGUGAAUUUGAACAUCGUGCUGAUUCACACCAUCGAAGAGGAUCCCUAUGUGACAGACAUUGUUCCGGUAAUUUGCAGGCUGAUUGGGUAGAUACUCAUUCCGGAUCUCAUCAACAUAGUCUGCUUACUCCAAGACUUUUGCCAGGGGCAGUCUCGUCUCCAUGUUGUCCUCAUCACUCAGAAGAGGUACAGCCUUGUGACCUCUGCCUUGUGAAAACCACCAUAACUGCAGAGAACGAGGUGGAGGCUCUUAAACUGUCUAACAACUACAAGUUUGGUUUCAAAAAAUGGAAAAGUCAUGUAACAGAAAGACCAUGGGAGGAUCGGUCUGAUAUUGUAAAAGAACUCUACUCUGAGCUAAAUGUAGUGAAGAUGUCAGUUGAUUCAACUCUAACUUUUGGGAAUAUUCUCUAUCUGCUCUUAUUUGGAUGGUGGAUCAGCCUGUUUUAUUUCCUAAUUUCAUUCAUGAUGUUUAUCUCCAUUCUUGGAUUUCCUUAUGGUGUGCUGUGUUGGAGGCUUGCAAAGUACUUUGUUUGGCCAUUUGGAAAAGUUAUUUUGAAGAAUGGUAUAACGCACCCUAAAAAAACCAGUAUGAGGUUCUGCAAGUGUGAGGCCAUACCAGAGGUUGAUGAGCUGGAGAAGUCUCCCCUUAUAGAAAAAUGUGAGCAAGUACAUGCAUAUUCCCACGGUCCUGAUGUCAACUAUUGGAGCCGUGCCAGUACUUACAUUUGGUUGUUUGUGGGAUAUCCUGUGCUUGCAGUAGUCCAUGGACUGGCCUGUUUCUUUUCCUGGAUUUUUGUCUUUUUCAUCCCUGUAUCAAAGAUGAAUGGCAGGGUUUUAUCUACUGUGCUUUUAAUGCCUCCAGAGCAUGUCCACAUACACCAAGGAAGCGAGGUGGACGACUUCAAUAACGCCGAUGUUGUUGUUCUCUGCUGCUAUUAUGCUGUUAAUGUCUAUUAUUACAAGUUCUCUGUGGAUGGACUCAACGUGUUUGCUGUUAAUCUCAUAGUAAUGGUGAUUGUGUCGCUGAUUCUUGGCUAUGUGGACAGUCACAACUAUUACACAAGCUCCCCUGUGAAGUUCACAUUGUCUUUGCUCUCCAUUAUGCCACUGUCCUACUACAUUGGAAUGGCUAUAGCGAGUAUCUCCGCCCAGAGUAACUUUGCAUUGGGAGCGGUGGUGAAUGCAACUUUUGGCUCCAUUAUUGAGUUGACCUUCUACAUCACUGCACUGAUAAAGGGGGAGAGAGAGAAUGACAAGUGCUAUGAGGAAGUGGUGAAGUCUGCCCUGACUGGCACAUUGCUGGGGUGUGUCCUCUUCGUUCCUGGGUUGUGCAUGGUGAUUGGAGGAAUAAAGCAUCGGGAACAAAGAUUUAAUAGUCGAUCGGCUGGUGUGGGCUCUGCUCUCCUCUUUAUUUCUGUUGGAGGUGUGUUUGCACCCACUCUCUUUUCCAAAGUAUACGGCAAAAUGAUUUGUGGUGACUGUAUGAAUUUUGGACAAAAUGGAACAAAUAAGUAUAUCUGCCAGAAUUGCCACACUGAGUUGAUGGGACGAAACAGCACAGUCUUCUAUAGUGACAUUAAGCCCUUGGUAUACACUGUGUCCAUUCUUCUGCCUGCUGCAUAUGUCAUAGGACUUAUUUUCACUCUGAAGACUCAUUCCCAUAUUUAUGAUAUUCACAUCAGCGACUGUCAUGUGCCUGGACAUCAUCACAGCCCUGUGGUCCACUGGUCCCGAUGCAGGGCAAUGGUCAUUCUUAUUGGUUCUACACUAUUAAUGUCCGCCUGUGCAGAUCUGGCUACUGAACAUAUUAGCCCCAUACUAAAAGAAACAACUGUGUCUCAGUAUUUUAUAGGAGUCACUGUCCUAGCAUUGAUCCCAGAACUCCCAGAAAUUGUGAAUGGAAUCCAGUUUGCUCUUCUGAACAACCUAAGUCUAAGCAUAGAGAUUGGGAGCUGCAUUGCCGUGCAGGUGUGCAUGCUACAGAUUCCUAUUCUAGUGCUGUUCUCUGUGUUCUAUCCAUCAGCAUUCACUUUGGUAUUUAGUGAUCUGCACCUGUGGGCCAGCAUGUUCAGUGUUAUCUUGAUGAACUACAUCUUUAUGGAUGGAAAGUGUGACUAUUUUCAAGGAACUGUCUUGGUAAUGGUUUACUUCAUAUUACUUGCCAUGUAUUUCUUUGCACCAUCUCCUGAAGGCUGCUGAUUGCAAUCUAUCAACGUUGAAGUUUCUUUAAAUUAGACUAACCAGUAAGGAAAUGGGAAGAGGCAGAACAUACAGUCCUAAAAGAAAUGCAGACCCACAUUUACUAUGGUUAAGGCUGCGUCUGCCAGGAGUCUUGCCGCACGUUAAAUCGGUCAAUCCUAAUUAGAGACAUGCAACUAACUGUUCAUAUAGCUUUCAAAUGAGUGAAACAAUCCAUACUCUCUAAUCCCUGGGUGUAAAACAUCUUCAGUAUUUCUUCUAUUAUAAUGCAAUUUCCUUCAUAUAUAUAAAAUAUGCAGGAUGCAAAGUCUUUCAUCAGCCUGACAUCUCACGGCCCACUUACUCAUGCAUGCAGGAGGUGACACCUGUCUACACAAGUCAUCAUAAGAAAGCACUAAAAUUACAGGUCUCGUUCAGCCCUUUUGGUUCCGAUGUUUCCAAUUUCACUAUCUCAUAUACCUCUGCAAUUACGCCCUUCUAUUCUCUGGCUCACAUUCCUUUACCUUUACAUGCUCCCAACACCUUCAGAACAUAGGCAAGGGGUCUUUUUAU
Molecule: messenger RNA, 2882 nt
Organism: Bufo bufo (common toad)
Lineage: Eukaryota; Metazoa; Chordata; Amphibia; Anura; Bufonidae
Product: putative cation exchanger C521.04c
Exons: 21
Coding region: 66-2330 (754 amino acids)
Biological process (GO): intracellular calcium ion homeostasis; calcium ion transmembrane transport
Cellular component (GO): membrane; endomembrane system
Molecular function (GO): calcium:proton antiporter activity
Source: RefSeq, a predicted model, not a curated record